Messenger RNA from Ochlerotatus camptorhynchus, 2952 nucleotides. RefSeq names its product Zona pelucida superfamily protein qsm (gene qsm). Lineage: Eukaryota; Metazoa; Arthropoda; Insecta; Diptera; Culicidae. The record is from RefSeq and is a predicted model, not a curated record. The coding region runs from base 818 to 2074 and encodes 418 amino acids. The transcript is spliced from 7 exons.
CACCUAUCACCAGUCUGUGCUGAGUCGUAGCCGUAGAAAGGUGCACCCGGGAUCGAUUGUGCGUCUCUACCACGUUCGUCUCAAUCUUAAGUCUCGGCCUUCGCGUUUAAGCGCUGAGAACCUCGUCGUGCCGUGCGCGAAAUCCCCCACCACUCUCUCGAAGAGCUCGUAGAGCCAUAUCAACCUCGACCUCACUCGACGCCCGAGAAGCCGUCAUCGCCAAGGCGUACAAUAUCUGUUUUUCGGUGUGAUUGUUGCUCCUGUACUAUUUUUUAUCUUUGAUUGCCGGAAAAAAAAAUCAUUUGCGCUACCAUAAAUCAUAAAGUGUGUUCAAGGGUGCGUGUAUCGUUAUUAGCCAGAUUGACAAAAUUGUCUUGUCACGUUCUGUAGGUCGCCGUCACUUCAACAGCGUCAUAUGACCAGUGUGAUUGCAAAUUGUAUCGGGUAUUACCUUGAUUUAUGGUGCCAGUGCCAGUGAGAGAUUCAUGAUGAAGCAGUAAAAAGUUAUGGGAAAUUAGUGGCUGUUCGAAUUAAACUCGAACGGGAUAGAGUCGGAAAAGAGUUUUAGUGCAACGAUAAGUACUACUCGAAUUGGAUCACGAAGAGAUCUAUUCAUAGUCAGUUACAUAACCUAAAACGUGAAGAAAUUACAUCAAUUGGUGGUUGUUUACAGUUUUCGUUGUUUAUCUUAUCCAGCAAAAAUACGGAUUGGAGAGCAUCUGGCGAGAAGUGGCUAUAACUGGAGAGCUCACCUCAUCGAAAGGUAGAAGCGAGGAAAAAAACCCCAGACCGCUACUGAAGGAGAACUGCACUCGAGAUGAAGCUCGUUCACGUCAGCCUGACCAUAUUGGUCGGACUUUGUAGCGCCUCCGUCUGCUAUGCAAAAGCAUCUCACAAAGUGUUCUGCUCAGAAGACCAAAUGCGUGUCAAUGUUGUCCUCCCGUCCAACGACUCCACCACCUCCGUUUACUUGGAAGGCAUGAAAGGAUAUCCGGAACCCAAGUGUAAACCGACCAUCAAGGAUACGCUUGCUGAGUUUCAACUGUCACUGAUGAACAUCUACGAGUGUGGCGUCACUCGAAUCGUCAAUAAAAUAACCGGUAAGAAGGUAUUCUAUCACCGGGUCAUUAUUGAAGGAGACCAAGAAUUUGGCAAGGAAGUGAUCAGUGUGAAAUGUAUCACCAAUGGACCUCUGUACAACAUUACGCAUGGAAUCGUCAAGCGAGAUGUUCUACCAGUUGGAUUCAAGGAACCAGAGGACCUGGAAAUCACAUCUAGCAUUACGGAAAGUGCCCCUGAGCCAUCGCUAGAAAUUGUCGUACGUCAGGGAAAUAAACUUGUAUCCGGUGACUUGAACGUCAGCCCAGGCACGAACCUUCAAAUGGAAAUUUACCUCGAUAAUAAAUCGGCUCCCAUUUAUGGGCUGGGUGUAAACUACAUGCAGGUUACGGACGCAUUUUCCCAGGAAGAAACUAUCAUCUACAACGGUUGUUCGGUCGAUCCCUAUCUGUUUGAAAACUUCAACACCGUUGAUGGUGACCUACUGACGGCGAAAUUCCGCGCAUUCAAGUUUCCCGACUCAACCUUCGUGCAGUUCCGAGGUACCGUCAAUGUUUGCGUAGACCGGUGCAAGGGCGUCAUCUGCAGCAACGGACAAUCCGCGUACGGACGCAAGCGACGGGAAAUCAGCCAAAGUUUGGCCGAUCCAAACAAAGUGUACGAAGUGACGAUGACGACGUUCAUCAAGGUCAAUUACGAUGAAAAUUCCGAUAAGAACACUGCCUCGGAAAUCGACCAAAAGUUCCGGCAGCUGAAACUGGCGAACCAAAAGCUGGCCCGAAACAGCCGCGCCGGAAACGUGUUCGAGAGCAUCCACGUGUCGAAGAUGGCCGAAACGAGUCCCAGUGAAAAUGCCAAGGUCGAGGAAACGAUCGUCUUCGCCAGAGAAGUCAUCAGCCAACCGCAGGAAACCGUGACGGGCAGAAGCAGUAGCCUCCGGCAGAUUCCCGCCGUCAGUCUGAUCGUAAUCUUACUGCUGUCCAUUGCGCUGAACUUUCGCAAUGCCUUUCCCUGAAACAACGAUUUCUUACUAAUGAUCUCAGUGAACGAACACAAACAAUUUAGGCAAAAGAAAACAAACGAAAACAAAAAGUUAACAAAAUACUAACGACCCACUGACUCGAAUUCAAAAUGGCGUGCAAGUACUUGUAAAUAUCACCCAACACAAUUUGCUAGUUCGUAAGAAGGCUUACCACAAAAAUUGAUGAAAUUGAACGUUUUAAAUAAGCUUACAUUAACGUAACUACUACUGCCCGGACAAAUUUUAGCGACUUAUUUUAACGAAGUUUUAACGUGCGAUUUUUUUUACAACAUCGACAACAAAAAUGUGAUUGAUCAAAUUAUUGUACAUUUGUUUUGCGGUUCAAUCGAUUGGCAAUACACAGAGAUUGUGAAGGAUCGAGUAGGAUAAAAAAUUUCCCUGCACAAUCCGAUAGGCGAUAUAAGCAAUGUAAGUUAUACUAGUCUAAUAACUAUAAAAACGGAUCUAAACGAUUCGAGGUGUAAAAUUGAAGCGAAAAUGAAAAUUGGUUCUUAAGGUACUAAGCUAGGCUGUAGGAAACGAUAAGCAAUUAAAAAAGGCAACCAUCGAUAAGCGGGCCACGUGUGAAGCUUGGGUAAGAGUGGUAUAUUACUUUUCUUUUGAUUUCGUUACAAAACUCACUCGGGUGUCAUGUCUCUCAACUAUCGUAACUAAUAACAAGGUGACAUUUGUACUAUGUUUAACUCAUAUCGCCUACAACAUUCCAAGCAUUGUAAACUGGGGUAAAGUGUGCUAGUUUACCCAGGAUUCCUUCAAAUAUUGCCACAUAUGGCCCGCUUAUUGAACGGAACAGCGUAAGCAUAAGACUAAUGUAAAAUAACUAAAUUUAUGGCAAUAAAGAACUAACGAUA